Messenger RNA from Aspergillus homomorphus CBS 101889, 1493 nucleotides. RefSeq names its product Zn-dependent exopeptidase. Gene Ontology annotation, molecular function: metalloexopeptidase activity. The transcript has 6 exons. NCBI's taxonomy places the organism in Eukaryota, Fungi, Ascomycota, Eurotiomycetes, Eurotiales, Aspergillaceae. Gene Ontology annotation, biological process: proteolysis. The coding region runs from base 19 to 1353 and encodes 444 amino acids. The record is from RefSeq and is a predicted model, not a curated record.
CCCACCUCAUUCUCCACCAUGCGAAGUACCUUAUUGACCCUCCCAUUGCUUUUGAGCACCGCUCAGACCGCGCUUGGCGUGUUCGAUACUUUUCUCGACAGUCAGCAAAUCCUCGAUUCCACGGACGAAGUCUUCUUUGGCCACGACGAUGCCAUCUUCGUCCUAGACGAAGACACCGUCCACGCCGCGCUCCGGGAGCACCCGAACGACCCAGUGGCCGCAUUUGUGUCGCUGAGCCCCAAAAGUGCUGACUUUCUUGCCCGGCCCCGCCUGUUGCACGUCCGCGGAGAACCCAACCCGGAAUGGAUGACCGAAGGCGACAAGCUGCUGCUGCGUCAGCAGGGCAAGAAAUUCAUGGACAUCACGGACCAUGAAGAGUUGUAUGCGGAGCAGGCACAUGCCUUGGCGGGAACGGCGCACCUGCCCCAGCUGACACACCAGCGCUACGUUCGACCCCUCUUUGACCAGGUCGAGAAAGCUCACAUGGAAUAUGUUCUCCGGCACAUGACCAGCUACUACAACCGGUACUAUGGAGGCAUUCAUGGCGAGAUGAGCUCCGAGUGGCUCUACUACCAUAUCGCUAAGAUCAUCCAGGACUCCCCUUUUCGAACGCACAUCUCGCUGGAGUACUUCACCCACUCGUUCCCUCAGUCGUCGAUCAUCGCACGCUUCGAACCGAAAGUCCGCAACUUCUCGCACCCUCUUACCAUCAUUGGCGCGCACCAGGACUCUGCCAAUUACCUGUUCCCGCUUCUCCCGGCACCUGGUGCUGACGACGAUUGCUCGGGCACGGUCAGUAUUCUGGAGGCGUUUCGCGUUCUGGCAGCGAGCGGCUUCACCCCCAAGAACGGUCCUGUGGAAUUCCACUGGUAUGCUGCCGAGGAGGCCGGACUCUUGGGCAGUCAGGCCAUUGCGCGAUUUAAGAAGGAGGAGGGGGCGCAUAUUGGGGCUAUGUUGGAAUUUGACAUGACGGCGUUCAUUGCCCACAACUCGACCGAGGAGAUAGGGUUCAUUGCAACUGAGGCGGAUGCAGCGUUGACGAACUGGACUGUCAACCUUAGCAGGGAGUACAUCUCCAUCCCGACCGAGGUAUACGAGCUUGGAGCUGGCGCCGGUUCGGACUACAUGUCAUUCACGAAGCUGAACUACCCGUCGGCCUUUGCCUCGGAGGGCAAUCCGCUGGCUGGAGGCAAGAUGCCUGGCAACUUCGACCCCUAUGUCCAUGGGGUAAAUGAUACGAUGGACAUUGACGACGAAACAGGCUAUUUCUCGAUUGAUCACAUGGCCCGAUUCACUGAGUUGGCCAUUGCCUUUGCGGUGGAACAGGGCGGCUGGGACAACAAAUGGCGAUGAAGAUGCUCAGUAUAAAUCUCAGGAUGUAUAACGCGACCAUAUAGAGCGCAGUCAUAUAUAUAUCAGCUCAAGUCGUACUGGUGAGCUUUUUUUCAUUGGCCUAACUGAAUGCUAGAUUCAAUACAGGCAGACAUAACCAU